Molecule: messenger RNA, 2197 nt
Organism: Rhopilema esculentum
Lineage: Eukaryota; Metazoa; Cnidaria; Scyphozoa; Rhizostomeae; Rhizostomatidae
Molecular function (GO): zinc ion binding
Source: RefSeq, a predicted model, not a curated record
GGAUUUAGAGGGACAACGUUAAGCCUGAUUUACACGAGACGAAUUUUUUCGUGCGAUGCGAAUUUUUCGCCGCGAAUGCGCGUAUACCAGAAUGCAUCGUGCCCACUGAUUUUGACCACUUCUAGGAAAAGGUAUUCACCAACCUCAACGGGGAAAAUGGCUGCUAGUAAGAUGAUUCCAGAAGAUUCGAUCAAAAAGCUUGCUGAGUGUGCAGUUUGCUUGGAAGUGUUGUUUAAGCCAAAGAUGCUUGAUUGUCAGCAUUCUUUUUGUUGCAAUUGUUUAGCGGCUUUAUCUGGACAAAAUCUGUUACGAGAGAAAGUUCUUCGAACGGAUUUGGCCGGCCUAAUCAUAUGCUGCCCUGUUUGUAAGCAAGACCACGGCCCUGUCGAGUCAAUAGGCAGUCUGAGAACAAAUUUUAUGAUUAAUGGUAUCCUUGACGUAUUGGAGGCACACAGUAGUGGCAUACCUGAAAGAAAUGACUUACUUUGUUCCUGCCAUAAACCUGCGGAAUUUAUUUGUGUCGGAUGUCAUCAAAGAUAUUGCAAAAGUUGUUCACAGAUUGAAAAAAGCAAUACUUGCAAAACAAGUUCAGGUCUCAACUUUAAACAUGUGAUUGUUGGUUCAAGGUCAGAGGAUACAUACUAUUGUAGAAAACAUUUCCUUGAUCUUAAGUAUUUCUGUACUAAAUGUCACAAAGCUGUUUGCCUGGACGGCUUCCUAAUUGAUCACAAAGACCAUGAAGUCACGCCAAUUGAUAAUGCAAAAGAUUUUGCUGCUGACUAUGUUGGUCAGUUUAAGGAAGUUGCCAAAACCAUUAUAGAGGAUCAUAACAAUGUAGCAGAAACAGUAGAGAGAGUUUUAGAUAACUUGGAAAGCAAUGAAAAAAAGUUCUUUGAUGAUUUUUUUGCCCAAAAAAGGAAGAUAGAAGGACUUAUUUCAGCAAUUUUUCAUAGAGCUGAAAAAUAUUAUAGAAGUAUAGUCCAAACAACUAGAGCAAGUUUUCUUCAGAUAUCAACCAGUGCUUCUUUUUCAUUUGAUCCUCAAGGUCUAGAGCAAGAUCUAAGAAACAGUAAUUGUAUUGCUAUUACUGACUAUCUGAGAGUGUUUCAUUCAGAGAUAUUGAAACUCGAGGAGGCAAUGGAACAAGUCAAGGCAUAUCUGGCCAGGAGCAAAGAUUUCAAGAGAUACAAUCAAGGAAUGGUAUUAAAAAUCGAUGAAAAAACAAUGUUCAAUAAGGUUAUAGGUUUGUUUGAAAAUAUGAGCUUAGAGCCUUACCAGACUGGGAAGUUUGUUCCUACGAAAUAUUUCAAGUAUGAUGCAUAUAUGAAUGGUGAAUAUAAUUUCAACCAUGAAUGUGCUCAAGUUUCAAAUGAAGCAAGCAAUAGUAUAAAGUCAGAUGUUGGAUUUAAAGCUCGGAAGACUUAUGACAGAGAUUUCUUGCUGAAGUUCAAGUUUUGGAAUAUACGCCCAAAUUUUGAAAAGAGUUUCACGUGUACUCUUACUGAGCCACAUUUUAGAGCAGGUGUAAGGCUCGGCCGGCCACGGGUUUCAAUGGCCAGAAGACGUUCCAACGACAUUGAAGAAACAGGUAAUUCUGAAGAAUGCCUUGGACCAUCUAAAAAAACCCCUCAAUAUUUCUAUUAAGUACCCCAAAUACUUUAACACCCCUUCUGUUCAGCUUAAACUUUAUACCAAGAACAAACAAGAAACUUUGCCAGAGACAUGCUCCCGAGAUGAUUUUUUUCAAAUUUGUAAAAUGUAUUUAACUUAAUAGUUCAGUAUUGAUCCCAGUUUAUUUAGUUUGUAGUAUUUCGUCGGCCUUACAAUAGACUUGGAUAUUAUUGCUGUGAUUUUAAUGUCCAGUUGGGGAAAAUAGUUAUUUCUUAGUAAGCGUAAUCUUUUAUCAUUGAUUGAAAAAUAUUUUUAAUUUAAUCCCGUUUGAGCAGCUAUUAGAUGUGAGUUUGAUGUAGGAAUUGAUUCAAAUUUCACUCCAAUAAAUCAGGAACUGUAGGAGUAUUUUUGGCGAAUAAUUUUAAAUUUUUGUAGUGUAGAUAAGCCGAUAACAUAUCUCUUUUGCAAAGAGAAAAAUUAGUACAGGCGUGGUUGCAUCUUUGAUUAUAAAACCUUUUAGUUUUCUGUAACAAUGGAUAAAGUCCAUUUGUAAACAAUGCGAUCCUUAUCCUUUUCUGAUCAUUAA